Molecule: messenger RNA, 349 nt
Organism: Prorocentrum cordatum
Lineage: Eukaryota; Dinophyceae; Prorocentrales; Prorocentraceae
Source: the annotation of a GenBank genome assembly
AGGCGGUCGCGCGAGCCUCCAAGACGCCGGGAGCCGCGGUGCAGCAGACCGUGAGACUCGUUGUCAUCAGCGACACCCACGGUUUCGAGGAGCAGCUGGAGCCAGAGGACAUUCCGGAGGGGGACCUGCUUGUGCACUGCGGAGACUACACGCUCGAGUCCAGCUGCACGGGGAAGCUCCUGGGGCUGAGCCGCCUGGACUCGUGGCUGGCCGACAUCACGAGGAGGCGGUUCCACGGGCGGCCUCCCGUCGUCGUCCGCGGCAACCACGACGCAGCUGAGGCGGAUUUCAAGAGGAGCAAAGCCAUUUUCUGCGGUAUGGGCGAGACGUGCGUGCACGCAUUCGACGG